AUUUACUUUGAAUUAAAAAGAAAAGUUUUCUAAUGAUUGGAGCUCGCGUCUUUUCUAUCACUAGGACAUCAAUCUUCUUCUUCCCCAGGAUCUUGACCCGACCCGUGUCCAGAUCACAAUCGGCAACUGCUAGACCCGUCGUCGCCAUGAGCACCACCACCAGCAAAAGCCAAGAGGAGCUCGAUUCCAUUUUCAAGCAGAAAAAGAUUGUGCGUUCCACCGUCCGCAAAUCCCUGAAAGCCUUGGACCCUUCCCUCCGAAUCCAACAAGACGAUGCCAUUCAAAGCACUGUUCUCGAAGCUCCUUGGUUCAAAUCAAGCCAGGGACUGUGUGCUUACAUUAGCUGCAAGUCUCUCAAUGAAGUUGACACUUCUAAAAUCUUGUCUAAGAUUUUACAACAAUCUGAUUCAGAUACAAUGGCACGGAAAAAGCUAUAUGUCCCAUGGGUAGAGGAUAAGAACAGUAACAUGCGUAUGCUUCACAUAUCUCAUAUGGAUGAUCUUAUUGCAAACUCUAUGAACAUUUUGGAACCAGCUCCAGUUGAUGCUCAAGGGAAUGAGCGUGAAGAUGUGUUGCAAGCAGAUGAACCAAUCGAUCUAUUCAUCUUGCCAGGGCUUGCGUUUGACAGAUGUGGGCGACGUUUAGGCCGUGGGGGUGGCUACUACGACACUUUCUUGAAGAGGUACCAGGACCGUGCAAAGGAGAAGGGCUGGAGCAAUCCACUUAAGGUUGCAUUGUCAUAUUCACCUCAGAUUCUUGAGGACGGAAGUAUUCCUGUAACAGCAACUGAUGUCCUGAUCGAUGCCCUUGUGACACCUUCUGGUGUGGUUCCCAUUAGUCCUCGUGCUAUCGAGAGAAUGUGAGCUCAGGAGCUUGUGUUUGGAGAUGAGGCUCAGAUCACUCUGUUUACUGGCGCUUGGAUUUUGCCAAUCCAGCAUCUGACGUCGCCAGUUAAUGUUUUUACUAAACUCGAGUGGAAUGUUCUUGAAUGAUGAGAUAUGAAAGACGUUGAAAAACAAGUUUGUUUAAUGUCACCCGUUACGUUUCAUAUAAGAAUAAGCUUUUCUAAUUCACAAAAA
This is a messenger RNA of Raphanus sativus (radish), 1079 nucleotides long. RefSeq names its product 5-formyltetrahydrofolate cyclo-ligase, mitochondrial. Gene Ontology annotation, biological process: tetrahydrofolate interconversion; folic acid-containing compound biosynthetic process. Gene Ontology annotation, cellular component: mitochondrion. Lineage: Eukaryota; Viridiplantae; Streptophyta; Magnoliopsida; Brassicales; Brassicaceae. The record is from RefSeq and is a predicted model, not a curated record. The transcript has 8 exons. Bases 33 to 863 code for a protein of 276 amino acids. Gene Ontology annotation, molecular function: 5-formyltetrahydrofolate cyclo-ligase activity.